Cheilinus undulatus (humphead wrasse) is the source of this 2211-nucleotide messenger RNA. Its product is annotated as protein phosphatase Slingshot homolog 3. The coding region runs from base 266 to 2074 and encodes 602 amino acids. Gene Ontology annotation, molecular function: actin binding; protein tyrosine/serine/threonine phosphatase activity. Gene Ontology annotation, biological process: negative regulation of actin filament polymerization; protein dephosphorylation; actin cytoskeleton organization. The record is from RefSeq and is a predicted model, not a curated record. The transcript has 17 exons. Lineage: Eukaryota; Metazoa; Chordata; Actinopteri; Labriformes; Labridae. Gene Ontology annotation, cellular component: cytoplasm.
CUCGCUGUGAACUCGCCUCCUCUGAGCUGUAAAUGGUGAAGUCCUCACUCUGAGAGCAACAGAGGGCGGAAUAAGGAGGUCCAAGUGCUUGAGAAACUUACAAGUAGCCGUUCAAAGCAGGAAACAGAGCGGGAACCAAGUGUGGGAUAGGAGAAAACACCACAUAUUACCCCACCCGUGACACACUUUUGGCUGAGGAACCUGCAGAGCUUGUCUGAGCCUGCCCGCAGCAGCAGGUUUAGUGGAGACAUACCUGUACUGUGCAAUGGCUCUGUUGACCCUGCAUAGGAUCCCAUCUAUCGCCACCACUCCCGAUGAAGGCCUCCCAAGACGUGGAAGACUACAGAAAAGGGAGAGCUUCGCCAUUGUAAAGGGGGCCGUGCUUCUGCUGGAAGAGGGUGAAGGGGACCACCUUCAUGAGGAGACACCUCCUACGUCUCCUGACAAGGGAAGUGAUGGAGAGUCAGACAGACGGCACAGGCAGAUUCAUGCCAUGGUGGAACAGCUUAGACCAGAAGAUACCAUCAAGCUGGCGGUGCAGUUGGAGUCGGUCAGCCCAGUCAGAGUCAGAUAUCUGAUCGUCGUCUCCACCCUCGGAAACAAACAGGAGAGCAUCCUGCUGGGAAUGGAUUUCCCCAACUCAGACAGUGACGAGUGCACCAUUGGCCUGGUUCUUCCUGUGUGGAGCGACACACAGGUUUAUCUGGAUGGAGAUGGUGGUUUCAGCGUGACCUCAGCUGAAGAGACCAGGAUUUUUAAGCCCGUUUCCAUACAGACCAUGUGGUCAGUGCUGCAGAUGUUGCACGGCUGCUGUGAGCGUGCAGUGAAGGCAGCGGUGAUCCCAGGAAAUGGUCUUGAAUGGGCCCAACACUACCACCAGCACAUUGAAUCAGACCGAAUCUGCCUCAACGAGUGGGAGGCCAUGGAUGACCUGGAGUCUGUCCGCAAGGAGAGCGAUGGACAGAGCUCUGCAGAACGAACUUCCAAUGAAGGGCUGAUCAAAGAUCACCUGAGAGACAUCAUGAGGACUGAAGACCUUGACAACCUCACAUCAAAAAUGGUGCACACUGCCCUGGAAACCAGGGUAGGCUUUGACGUCAGACCCUAUAAGGAGUACAUCGACAAUGAGAUUCUGGUCACCUUGGCUCAGAUGGACAAACCUUCCAAAAUAUUUGACUAUCUUUACCUGGGCUCAGAGUGGAAUGCAGCUAACUUUGAGGAGCUGCAGAAAAACAAUGUGGGAUAUAUCCUGAAUGUGACAAGGGAGAUCGACAACUUUUUCCCUGAUUCCUUUGCUUAUAUGAACAUCAGAGUGUACGAUGUGGAAACAACUGACCUGCUGCCUCACUGGACGGACACGUACAACUUUAUCAACACUGCAAGAAAGAGUGGACAGGCAGUGCUUGUGCAUUGUAAGAUGGGUGUUUCUCGCUCUGCAUCUACUGUGAUCGCCUACGCCAUGAAGCAGGAGCACUGGCCUCUGGAUGUGGCAUUGAACUACGUUAGAGACUGCCGGUCAAUCAUCAAACCCAACGAAGGCUUCAUGAAGCAGCUCCAGACAUACAACGGCAUCCUCAAGGCUAGCCAGCAGCGUCACAGCACCCUCUGGAGGCGAAAGUCGAGGGACCAAAGGCAAAAGUCAAUGCACAAAGAGGAGGGAGGGGAAGAAGAAAAGCCAGAAGAUGAAGACGAGGAGGAUGAGGAGCUUGAUUCUGAGGAGGAGUUAGAGAGUCCAGAUGAAAAAGAAAAAGAAGAUUCAGCAGAAGACACAGAGGUGUUCAUUGACCCCGCAUCCACAACAGACACCGACCAGGGUCCUAUCAUAACAGUGAAUGCACCAGAAAAGGUGGCUUCAAGUGUGAAUCGCAGUGGCAGGAUGAACCUCUUCUCCCUCAUGCAGUCCAUCAGUGAACUGGAUGAUGAUGACAAAGGACAGAUGCCUGGCAGUCCUCGGCGGUCUCCAGGUCAGAGGAGACGUAGCAUGGGCCGGCGAGGUCUGACUCACCAGAGGGCUUGUGUUGAUGUUUCACCAGAACCAGGAAAACUACCGGACAGUGGACAAAACAAACCUUAAACCCCCAAAGUGAUGGGAGAGCAGGGAGUUACAGGAGGGAGAAGGACAUUAAGGGGAUAAAGAAACGUGUUUGAUGAAGGAGAGGACACCUGAAAAUGUGCUCUGCUAACAUGCCAAGGGUUUUUUGUACACUGAUU